UGAGGAGGCGCCUGAGCGCGGCAGCAUCUUCCCUUGGCUCGCCGGGGCGGGGGGAGGAGCCGCCGCCGCCGCCGCCGCCUCGGAGAAGGAAGGGGGACACAAGCACAAGUCCAUAUGGAGGAUGAACCUCCUCCUCAAGGAGUCAGUGCCAAGGCCUUGGAGGCAACACUCUUGUCAGCCCUGAAGAUGCUGGAUGUUGGGAAAUGGCCGAUUUUUUCUCUCUGUUCCCCAGAACACAUCAAGUUAAUUCGUCAAGCCUGUGUAUUUGGCAGUGCUGGUAAUGAAGUGUUGUAUGCCACUGAAAAUGAUGAGGUUUUUGUGCUUGGCAUGAACUGCAGUGGCUGUUUGGGAACAGGAGACAUGCAGAGCACUAUAAUACCAAGGAGGUUAGAUUCCCUGUGUGGCAAAAAGAUAGCCUGCCUGAGUUAUGGAAGUGGCCCUCAUGUUGUUCUUGCUACAGAAGAAGGAGAAGUGUAUACAUGGGGUCAUAACGCUUACAGUCAGCUGGGCAAUGGUACAACAAAUCAUGGCUCCAUUCCCUGUCAAGUCUCUACUAACUUGGUGAACAAGAAAGUCAUUGAGGUUGCCUGUGGCUCUCACCACUCCAUGGUGUUAACCUCUGAUGGAGAGGUGUACACAUGGGGUUAUAAUAACUCGGGCCAGGUUGGAUCUGGUUCAACAGCAAAUCAAACAAUUCCUCGAAGAGUUACUGGCUGCCUACAAAAUAAAAUAGUUGUUAAUAUAGCUUGUGGGCAGAUGUGCUCUAUGGCUGUGGUGGAAAAUGGAGAGGUCUAUGUCUGGGGGUACAAUGGAAAUGGCCAGCUGGGGCUGGGCAGCAGUGGCAACCAGCCCACGCCGUGCCGGAUCGCAGCCCUGCAGGGCAUUCGUGUGCAGCGGGUUGCCUGUGGCUAUGCACAUACAUUAGUGCUAACAGAUGAAGGUCAGAUAUAUGCCUGGGGAGCCAAUUCAUAUGGCCAGUUAGGUACUGGGAAUAAAAGUAACCAGUCUUACCCUACAACAGUUGUUGUGGAUAAGGACAGGGUGGUGGAGAUCGCCGCCUGCCACUCGGCGCACACGUCGGCGGCCAAGACGCAGAGCGGCCAGGUGUACAUGUGGGGGCAGUGCCGGGGCCAGUCCGUCGCCAUCCCGCACCUCACCCACUUCACCUGCACCGACGACGUGUUCGCCUGCUUCGCCACGCCCGCCGUCAUGUGGCGCCUGCUCUCCGUAGAGCCUGAUGACCAUCUAACAGUUGCCCAGUCACUAAAGAAGGAAUUUGACAACCCUGAAACUGCAGACCUGAAGUUCCUAGUGGAUGGAAAAUACAUUCAUGUUCAUAAAGUUCUUCUUAAAAUUAGGUGUGAACAUUUCCGCUCCGUACUCAAUAAUGAUGAUGAAAUUAUAGAAAUGAGUGCAUUUUCUUACCCUGUUUACCGAGCCUUCCUGGAAUAUCUGUAUACAGACAACAUUAGGCUCCCUCCUGAAGAUGCAAUAGGGCUGCUAGAUUUGGCAACACUGUAUAGAGAAAACAGACUGAAAAAGCUUUGCCAGCAAACGAUCAAACAAAGCAUUUGUGAAGAGAAUGCCAUUGCUCUCCUGUCUGCUGCUGUCAAGUACGAAGCUCAGGACUUGGAAGAAUUUUGCUUCAGAUUUUGCAUAAACCAUUUGACUGUUGUUACACAAACUCAAGGCUUUGCAGACAUGGACCAUGACCUCCUGAAAAACUUCAUUAGCAAAGCCAGCAGAGUGGGAGCAUUCCGAAAUUGAGGUCUGACUACUACAGAGCUGAAGAGCACAUCCUCUUCCCUUUGGAGAACUCCCCCGUGGUCAGAAUGUGCAAUGGUUUGGAAGGAAAGUCUUGGUGUCCAUCAGCUUAGGGAGUGUGUAGAAGUCCACUGACAUGUAGGCUUUGUUGUAAGGAUGGCUACAGUGUAGGUGUGUGGUGACUGUUCCUUGCCAAGAGCCAGAAUUUAACACAAAAAUCUAAUGCAGCAGCUACCCUUUCCCACCCAAAGUCAAGCAAACUAAGCUUGACAUUAUCUAGGCUGUCUAGUUAUUAAUUUUUUUUAAAGUCUGUGUUUUGAUUUUAUGGCACAGUGACCUCUUUGCGGCUAAAACUUUCAGAGUCUGUUUUUGUCUCAAAGCUCAGUUAAUAUGCCAUAAUGGGCUUCUUUUUAUAAUCCAGUGGAAAUACAAACUUGUGUUUCUGGACAUGUGGUAAAGUUCCAUAAGUUCUUUAGGAUGCAAGGCUUUGUGGUUUGUAGGAGGGUAUGUCUCAUUUGUUGUUUAUUUGGGAGUUAAUUUAUGAGGAGCUUCAACAGGAUAUUACAGUUUUGAGUUCUUGUCUCAUUGUUUAGCCAGAAUGAAAAGGAUCUCCUUUUCCAUUACACCAGGCAUUUCCCUGGCACCCCAAUGGAAGCACUCAUCAGGUUUGUCUGGGAUGUGAAUUGUCAUGCUGUGAGUUUGACUACUAAGAAAACCACCUAGUUACAAACCCAAACAAGCAUUCUUCAAGUUCUGCUUGAGGCAUAUUUAUUCCUGUUUUACUAUCUCUCCUCAGAUCAACUUCAGAAAAAUGGAGAAAAAGGUGAUUUUGAAGUGGUAACUUCAAAUUAAUUAAACUGUUAAAAGUGAAAUGACAUUAUAUUCCAAAUGGUGAUAAAGGUAACUUGUCCAAAUAGGGCAUUCCAGAUUCUCCUAUGGUCAGAGCUGUGAGGUGACCGCUCCACUUUCCUUUCAGGGCUGUUCAGGAGAGAGGAGAUGCCCUCUGGCCAUGCCUCUCUCCCAGCACUGAUCAUUGGUGGCUGAGGUAGAGUAGAUGCUUCAUUCCUAAUUGGCUGAAGUGAAUUAAGGUGAAAACCCACCCAGUGCUGCACAGAGAGAGGUUUGCCCCAUUACAGAAGAUGUGGAGCUUAUGGAGCAUUUACUUGAAGUCACUUCACUCAGUUAAAAUCUGAAAUUCUCAAGGUUAAUUCACAGUUACCUGUCACAAAAUUCAAGUGCCUUUUGCAGUAUUUUACAAAGUGGGAAGAAAAAAGCUGGGUGCCCAGGCUCAGGACACCAAAUGGACUCAAAAAUACAAUUAUGGACUCACAAAUAUAAUUAUGUAAGUAGUCAUGCAGCCUUCCUGCAGGUCCCUGCUGUGCCACAGCAUCCUUCAGUGAUGUUUUCUAAUCCUCAAAUGUGCUUUCUAAGAACUUAAUUCCCUUAAAUUACCACAUCUUUGUGUCUAAGGUGGAAAUAGCUGUUCUUUGCUAUAUUGGAGGCUCAUUUCUGUAACAAUCCUGUUCUUUGAGGAACAGUAGGAGAAAAAGGAGGAAGAGGAGUAGUGAGUAGUAACCCCUUCACCCCAGGCCCUGUGUAUAUGACUAGAAAGGUGAAGCACACAGGUAGCAGAAUUUACUUAGGAAGAGGGUGAUGAGCAAAUAUUUUAGAAAAUGCUGUGGUAAAUAUUUAAUCAUGUUUUUGACAUUUGCCUUAGACCCUCACUAGAAAUACACUGGAUUAUCUACUGCUAACAAGCACAUUCUGCCACCCCCUCAGUGAUGAGUACGACUUCCUCCAGCAGCGUUAAGUCUGUUCUUAGCAGCUGUGUCAGUAUUUUGUAUUCAAACAGAAGUGGUCAAAGCCUUUCCAAUCCAUAAUGCAGAUUCAUCACAAACACAGCUUUGCUGGGGGAGGAGAUCAGUUUUGUUAAGUUUGUGUUGAGAAGCACUUGGCACCAGCACACAGCCAGAGAUUCCUGCAGACAGUGGAACUGUGUCACCAUAGGACACACAUAGGACACAAUUUUGCUGUAGCCCAGCACUGAUCAUACCAGUGUGGGCACAAGGGAUUCCAUGAAAGCCAAGGCUGCAGAUCCCUGGCUAAGCCUGAGAUGCCAGAUUCCCCUGCCAGCACUUCCUUCAGGGUAGCAGUGCGCAGAACAAGGGUGUAGCACCACAUCCCAGCCUUGGGGCAGCAGCUGGCACCAGCCCCUGUCCCACCCACCCCCAUGGCAGCACACUGGCACACAUCCAGUCCCACUGGGAAAUGGAACCAGCUGGGAAACCCCGCCCCUGGUGCUGGCUUGGCACUGAGCACUCCAGCUCUUUCCAUAAUCCAAAGGUGUGGAUUAUGAAAGGCCUCUCCGCAUGUUUCUGUUGUUUUACUCACAAGAAUGAAAAAACUAUAAGCGUUACAUGAUGGGGGUUUUUCUGACUCAACAUCUGAUCACAAACCUUCCCUGGCUCUCUGGGGACACUGCUCCAUGGAAUGAUAGCACUAGAGAGAGACACCACUCCCUCCAUUACCUCAAGUUCAUAAUGAAGUAGUUGAACAGGGAUUGCAGCUGAAAUGGCAUGCAGCUUGGGACAAGACAUUUUUGGCUUAAUAGAACAAAGUGUCAUUUUUUCUCCAAUUUACUUCCUUCCUGCUCAUUAUUUCCAGCCAACCACACACAUUAAAGCCUACUUGCAAUUUCAGAAUAAUUGACAAAGCCUGUAAUUUUGAGAAAAAGCAUCUCUGGACUGAAUGAGGGUGAUUCUAAAGGUCCAAUGUCUCAGUGUUGGCUUUUAUUUUGUAUCAUCGGACCUGGAUGUGAUAGUGUUACAUUCAUAGAAACAUUUAUUUGUUUUUAAUUUUCAUUGCAUGUGUUCAAAGAAAAACCACCCUUACUGGCUUAGGUGGUUAAAUGUGGGUGCAUGGAUGUAAAUAUUGAAACCCAACUGUGGGACAUUUCUGAAGAAAUUAGGGAUGCUUUUUACUGUGGUGAGAUGGACUGCAGCAACCGUGUGUUUAUGUAUCUUGCAGACUAAAUACUUAAUAAAGUACUGUUGUGUUUUAGGAUACAACAGAAAAAAGGUAUUUAUUAAAAAGUGAACAUUUGGUCAAGCAGAAACUGUGUCUGGGGUUGCAAUAAAAAGCAAUGUUCUGUUUUCAAGAAAAGAGUCUGGAAAAAAAAAGAAAGUACAUGGGUAGGAUCAUUUGAAGGUUCUACUAAGUUACUGAAGCUAAAAGCCAGCACUGCCUUGUCAUCUAGUAUCCACCUGUAGAGUUCUGUUACAAUGCUUGGUAACUAUGUAAACUGCUCUUUUUGUAUGAUCUGAACAUUUUCCAUGGACUUUGCUUGUAAAACAAAGCAUUUAUUUGCCCCAGAGAGGCAGGAUUCAUUGGCCACCACCCAAUGAUGUAGAAAGUUUACAGCCUGAUUUUACAUAAAUGAUUUUUUUUGUUCUAUAUAAGCUUACCUGGUUUAAUAGACCAUUAAUAAAAAUGCCAUAAUAUUUAAAACUGUU
Zonotrichia albicollis (white-throated sparrow) is the source of this 5276-nucleotide messenger RNA. It is a transcript of the gene RCBTB2, whose product is annotated as RCC1 and BTB domain containing protein 2. Lineage: Eukaryota; Metazoa; Chordata; Aves; Passeriformes; Passerellidae. Gene Ontology annotation, molecular function: protein binding. The record is from RefSeq and is a predicted model, not a curated record.